UGUCGUGUUGUGAUGCUAACAGGGCGGCUUCGGCUCGGGCUCUGUUUCCUCCUGACUCUGCUGCAGACUUUAAGUUGGUCGAGCUGGUAAAAGAAAGAAACUUAAGAGGCUUCUCUCGUGCGUUUCACUUUCACCCUCGCUUCCCGUUAAACCACUUUUCUUCCGCCGGCGCUAAGGAAGAAGCUAAGUUAGCUUCAGGUUAGCAACAGGUCCCCUUGUGUGGCAUGAAAACUAUGCAAGAGGAUUGCGGAUGUUCCCCCGAAGCUUUAGAUGAGCUUAUAGACGAAAGAUUCAGAGUCCACAGAAGAUAACAUCUCUAGACAACCUGUUGCUUUUCGGCUACCGCCGUCAUGUCAGCAGACACAGACCCGGGUCCUCCGCAGGUCGUGAACCCUCCUCCUCCUGAGGUGAUCAACCCCAACAAGUCUGGCCGGAGGACAAACCAGCUGCAGUACAUGCACAACAUAGUGAUCAGAUCCCUGUGGCGUCACCAGUUUGCCUGGCCUUUCUACCAGCCUGUCGAUGCCAUCGCUCUUGGACUUCCAGAUUAUCAUAAGAUCAUAACAUCUCCCAUGGACCUGGGAACCAUCAAGAAACGACUGGAGAACAACUACUAUUUGACUGCAAGUGAAUGUAUGGAAGAUUUCAACACCAUGUUCACCAACUGCUACAUAUACAACAAGCCUACAGACGACAUAGUGCUGAUGGCCCUCGCCUUGGAAAAGACCUUCCUGCAAAAAGUCGCCGAGAUGCCUCAGACAGAAGUGGAGAUUUCACCUUACACAGCCAAAGGCAAGAGCAAGAAAGGUAGCACUCCAGGUGGACAGGCUGGAACUGUGACCACAUGUCCGCCAACUAAAAAAAGGAUGGAAGCGACUUCCACGGAUUCGUCCUCAUCAGUCUUAACCAAUUCAGGUGAUUCAUCAGCGAGCAAGAGGCGACGCGAAAGUGCAGAUCAAGCCGUCAAUCCUUCCAAGGGUGACUUUGUUGAAAAGGAGUCGCUGCAGCAACAAAGCGAGCAAUCGGGCAAACACCUUAAGCAUUGCAAUGAUAUUCUUAAGGAAAUGCUCUCGAAAAAACACACGGCCUACGCCUGGCCCUUCUACAAACCUGUCAACGUUGAAGCUCUGCAGCUGCACGACUACCAUGAUGUCAUCAAAUACCCCAUGGACCUCAGCACUGUUAAAAAAAAACUGAAUAGAGGAGAGUACCAGGAUGCACAAGAGUUCGCUGCAGAUGUCAGGUUAAUAUUUUCUAACUGCUACAAAUACAACCCUCCCGAUCAUGAAGUGGUAAUCGGGGCCAGAAAACUUCAGGGCGUGUUCGAAACGAGGUUCGCUGCAGUGCCGGACGAAACUGUGGCGUUGAUUUCAGCAGCGAGCGCUAAGUCCACUAAGAAUGCAGGUUUGAGUCAGAGCAGUGGCAACCCUUCCUCCAGCAAGGACACAUCAGACUCUGAAGAGGAGCGUGCCACAAAACUCGCUGAGUUGCAAGAGCAGGUGGGUGCAGAACAGCUCAAAGCUGUUCACGAACAGCUCGCUGCCUUCUCUGAAGUGCCUGUGAUUAAACCGAAGAACAAAAAAGAGAGGAACAAGGAAAAGGACAGCAGGGGAAAUAAAGGGAGUGCAAAUUCCAAGAGUGCUCCACAUUCCAGCUCCAGGUUUGACACAUUUCAUAUCUUAAGAGCUUUGUUUUCAUUGUGUCUUAGCUCCAUUGAGGACCUUGACCGCUGUGUAUUGACCCUCAGGCUCUUGUGGAAGGGAAGCAAAGACCGGGGCUCAGAUGAGGAAUCUCUGCCAAUGACGUACGACGAGAAGCACCAGCUGAGCCUGGACAUCAACCGGUUACCUGGCACGAAGCUGGCCCACGUCGUGCAAAUCAUUCAGACACGAGAGCCCUCGAUGUGCGAUGCCAACCCGUACGAGGUCGAGAUCGACUUCGAGGCACUGAAGCCGUCCACUCUGUGGGAGCUGGAGAAAUACGUCAAGUCCUGCCUGCAACAGAAGUUUAAGAAGUUUCAAAAGAAAAGCAGCAGAGCUGCGUCUCAUCCUGUCGGCAGCAGCAGUUCUUCAGAUUCUGCCUCCAGCAGCUCCAGCGGCUCCACCUCAGACAGCAGUGACUCAUGACACCUGAACUGUUUAUUUAUUGCUUCUUCUGCGACCAAAUGAGAGUUCCUCAAAAGUGUUAAACACCUUUAUUUUUGUAUUUGUUUAAUGUUCCCACAUCAUAGUUUGUUGUGUUUAGCGAGGGCUUUUCUCAUUCUCUGUAUUUAUAAAUCAAAUACUCACCACUGGCAUUUCAGACGCUAUGAAGCUACAACAUAGCCUGACAGCGUACGUCCUAAUAUCUGGGUUUCAACCAACAUCUUGUCCCUGUCGUCCAUACUGUUUAAUUAAAGGCUUUCUUCUGCUGA
Molecule: messenger RNA, 2413 nt
Organism: Paralichthys olivaceus (Japanese flounder)
Lineage: Eukaryota; Metazoa; Chordata; Actinopteri; Pleuronectiformes; Paralichthyidae
Source: RefSeq, a predicted model, not a curated record